CUGGUGCCUGAAGUGGGAGGAGAAAACCCUGUCCGUGCCUAUGCAGUGGGGUUCCUGUAUAAAACUGUUCGUUGCCUCCCUCCCAGCACUAUCUCCUCUUAAACACUCUCCCUUUUAAUAGAGCCCAACAGGUUUUAUCAGCCACUGCCUUCUGUCCCCCGGGGAAGACAGCCACCUUUAAAGAAAACUGAGCACCUCCCACCACUUAACAUCAAAAACUACUUAAAAUAAAGAUUAUUGGAAUGUGAGUUCAAUUGAAAUCCUGAUAUUAUAAGUGCUUUCUGACUCCUUCUGAAAGACUCAUCAGGUGCAACUUCCAGAAUAUGCACAGGAUGUUACUUUCAGCAUACACGGGCCUUUCUGGGGGCAUGUCUGAUGCUGGAGGAGGCUCACUGUGAGGCCCCCAGAAAUGUUUGUCAAAAGAGUCAAUGCUUCUGGCAAAUGCAUAGGUGAAAUUUGGGGACAGCAGAGCCCACCCCAAGACUGUUUCAAGGAGACCACGAGGACAGGCGGUGUACUGCCUCAUCGAGCCCUAACGCCUACAGCACACGCUGGCACACAGAAGCUGUUCCCCGCACUGCUUGUUGACUUGAACAGAAUCUUGGGCGGUACUAACAUGCCUGAGCCCAGGCUGGAAGACAAAGAAACUCCACUUCCACGAGUCUGACUCUGCCUCCCCUUGAACCACAAAGGCUGGGCCAACUUGAGUUGGUGUUGGUACCCAAGACGGAGCUCUCGUAGUUUGCCUGAAGCGUUUCUGAACCUGAAUCCCAUCCUCUUCCUCUGGAGCAUGAUCUGCUAACCUCCUGCCAGUGGAGAAACACAGCAGAACAAAAUCUAUGUCUGGUCUCUGAGCAGGAUGGUUUGCCACCACUUUUCUCCAGCAAAGUAAAACCAACAGGUACUCGCCGUUCCCCCUGCCAUCGGCAAACUCUUGGCUGACGGAGACGUCUGCAAGCCCUGCUAGAGGCUGCAUCGCCUCUCCUGCCUCCCUCCAUCUUUCAUUCACCUGCUCAUCCGUGCCAGGGCGCACACCUGUUGAUUCACAUAUUUUUGCCCUUUGUCAUGUACGGAGAGAAAGGAAGGAUGAAUGGACGGUCUUUGACUGGCGGUGCUGGUGACGCCCCUCAUGGGCCUCUUUGGACGGACCGUUUUGGAAAUAAAGCUGGGGAGGCAGCGCACAGAGGCUUCGCCUGGGGCAGCUCGGCCCUUCCCGACGGGCCGGAAGAACAGGAGCCAGAGGACGAGAUGGCCAUGGAGGACAGCCCCAGUGUUGUUAAAGUGGACCAGGGUGAAAACCAGGCUUCACUGUGUCGAGGGAAAAGGUGCUUCCCCAGGGCACUUGGCUACUUCACAGGCGAUAUGAAGGAAUUUGCCGACUGGCUAAAAGACAAACCUGUGGUGCUUCAGUUCAUCAACUGGGUUUUCCGGGGCAUAUCCCAAGUGGUUUUCGUCAACAACCCCAUCAGUGGAAUCAUGAUUCUGGCGGGGCUUCUGGUCCAGAACCCCUGGUGGGCUCUCACUGGCUGUGUGGGCACCGUGUUCUCCACGCUGACCGCCCUGCUGCUCGGUCAGGACAGGUCAGCAAUAGCAGCGGGGCUCCACGGCUACAAUGCCACCCUGCUGGGGAUACUCAUGGCUGUCUUUUCAGACAAGGGAAACUACUUCUGGUGGCUCUUACUCCCUGUAUCUGCCAUGUCCAUGACUUGCCCGGUUUUCUCGAGUGCCCUGAGCUCCAUGUUCAGCAAUUGGGACCUCCCUGUCUUCACCCUGCCUUUCAACAUGGCGUUGUCAAUGUACCUCUCUGCCACCGGACAUUACAAUCCAUUUUUUCCAAGCAAACUGGUCACACCUGUAGCUUUUGUUUCCAAUGUCACCUGGUAUGACCUCAGUGCUCCGGAGUUGUUAAAAUCUCUGCCAGUGGGUGUUAGUCAGAUUUUUGGCUGUGACAACCCGUGGACAGGGGGCAUUUUCCUGUGCGCCAUUCUCCUCUCCUCCCCCAUCAUGUGCCUGCACGCUGCCAUCGGGUCGCUGGUGGGGAUAGCAGCAGGGCUUAGUCUUUCUGCUCCGUUUGAGGACAUCUACUCUGGACUUUGGGGUUUUAACAGCUCCCUGGCCUGCAUUGCAGUUGGAGGAAUGUUCAUGGCACUGACUUGGCAAACCCACCUCCUGGCUCUUGCCUGCGCCCUGUUCACUGCCUACCUGGGAAUCAGCAUGACACACAUGAUGGCGGUGGUUGGACUGCCAUCUUGUACCUGGCCCUUCUGUUUGGCCACACUGCUGUUCCUCUUGCUGAAGUCGAAAAAUCCCAGUAUCUACAGGAUGCCCCUCAGCAAAACCACUUUUCCUGAAGAAAACCGCAUCUUCUACCUUCAAGCUAAGAAAAAGAUGUUUGAGAGCCCUUUGUGAAAGCAACACCCAUCCAGGGCUACGGUCACCAGUCAUUUCUGAUUAACUGCUCCCAUUGACUUCCAGGGGCUAGAAAACUGUUGUUUUUCACUAGUAACAACUUUCUUACUAACCCCUCAGCCAUCUGUUCUUAUGCUCAUUUUGGACUUUUCUUUUCGACUCUAGGAACAUCCCCAUGCAUGUAAGAGACAUGUCCAGGUGAUAUGUUCUGGCUAUGGAAUUUCAAGCCCCAAUGGGAGGUUGGAGCUAAGACUGUAUCAUAUUUAUAAAAAAAAUGUUCCAGCAGAAAGAAGAAGUGAGGCUAGAGCCAAUUAUUGAUAUUUAUUGAUAUUCUGGAUGCUUGGUUGACUAAAUGAGGUUAACAGUAUUAAAAAUUAAGCUCUAUAAGCCAGCUAAGCCUUAAGGGAAUGAAAUUCAGAGUCACAAAAUCGAAAUCAACACAGAAUGCUCAAAUAACCAGUUUGGACUUUAAAAAAAAAAGAAAAAAAUCAAUGCAAGUUACACAUUAUAGCUGCGAUCAGCAUCUCAGGGGUGAGGCCAAUGGCUGAGAUUGUCUCUCAGCUCCUCAGGACAAACACUUCAAAGCUGUCUGUUGUGGACGUGGCAUUCCCUUGCUCAGGAGAUGGUUCGGUUUUUUUCAAACUGACAGAAGUACAGAAGGGAGAAAGGGAGUUGUCAGCCAAAACUUCCCUGCAUUGCCACUAUUCUUGGAGACUGCAAACAAUUUUUUUAAGUGGGCUUUAUUAUUUUUUCUUACGAGAAUAGAGUUUUUUCCAAUGAAAUAAAAUAAGAACUUCCUGGCUUAACCAGUUCCUAGAUACUAAAGAAAAGUUAUAUAUUUACAAAAUACUCAACAUGGCUAUUUUCACUUUAAUCUUUAAGUUGAUGUUGUCAAUGCCACAAAUGUAUAGAAUCAAGUCAUCAACCCCCAUAGGCCCUUUAAACUCACAUUUCAAUUCGUUCAAGGAUGUCUUACAUGUUAUAAAGACCAGAGGUUAAGAUCAGAUUGCUUAUGGGUGUUACUUUUAGGACUGUUGAAUUUCUUUUUUUGAAAAAACUCAUUUUCUGCAUGCUUGCAAUAUUCUGUUCUCAGAAACCAAUGGUAUUUGAACCACCAAAAACAAUACAGGCAAAGAAUUCUCCUGGUUUUUUGUUUUUGUUUUUGUUUUUUUAAUUUAAAAGUUAUCAACACUAUAAAAAUUUUAUUACCAAACAUGCUGAAGAUGGUGGUGGAAAGUUUAUGCUCAUUACCUUCCAAGCUUCCACUUUACUUAUCCUUUCAAGAUUUUUGAUUGAAAAAGUGAAAUUUUGGAAUCCUCAAGUCCCGUCCCGUCCCCCCACCCCCACCCCUUUGGGCUUACAGUGCUCAGUGCAAGAUACACAGUUUCUUGAGUGAAUACACAGAAAAAGGGAAGUUAACCUACAAAUAUUUCAGGGGAAAGUUCACCCCUACCUUUUCUCAGGAAAACAAACAUUAUUCCCAUUUUAAAGCCCUGCGACCAAAGACUUUUGAAACCAUGAAUUUGCAGUGCUCACGAAUAUAUUUAUAUUCCUGUGGAAAAACUACAUAAUAGGUGUUUGAACUGAAAACUCCCUUGUUGGGGAAUUUGUGAAGUAAGAGUUGGAGGAAACAAAUAACACAAGCAUAACCAAAGAUAACCAGGAGCGAAGAAUCUGUGCUGUGGUUGAGAGAACCAGAGGCCUCCAAAAUGGCCCAAAACAGAUCGGCAGAGCAAGGUCUCCUAGGGCGCUAAUUAUAGCAGCUUCUCCUGACGCAGACUUGUAAAUAGGCGCAUUUUAAAGCCUUGUAAAUUGUAUAACUUAAAUGUUAUUAAUUUUCUGAAGCUGUUUUUUUAAAUUAAAUAUCCUAAACUCAAGUGAGUAUUUGAUUCGUUUUCUUAGAGAGCAUUUAUAUUUUUUCUAUGGCCUCUAUAACAAACUUCUGUGUAAGUCACUAAUAAACUAUACACACAGCUUA
This is a messenger RNA of Choloepus didactylus (southern two-toed sloth), 4387 nucleotides long. It is a transcript of the gene SLC14A1, whose product is annotated as solute carrier family 14 member 1 (Kidd blood group). The coding region runs from base 1066 to 2409 and encodes 447 amino acids. The record is from RefSeq and is a predicted model, not a curated record. The transcript is spliced from 12 exons. Lineage: Eukaryota; Metazoa; Chordata; Mammalia; Pilosa; Megalonychidae. Gene Ontology annotation, molecular function: urea transmembrane transporter activity. Gene Ontology annotation, cellular component: membrane. Gene Ontology annotation, biological process: urea transmembrane transport.